Molecule: messenger RNA, 3426 nt
Organism: Aspergillus thermomutatus
Lineage: Eukaryota; Fungi; Ascomycota; Eurotiomycetes; Eurotiales; Aspergillaceae
Exons: 10
Coding region: 1-3426 (1141 amino acids)
Molecular function (GO): ATP binding; ATP-dependent chromatin remodeler activity
Source: RefSeq, a predicted model, not a curated record
AUGGCCAAUACUCACCAGAACCCACCGGCAGAGACGCCAGCAUCUUCCUUACAAAUGGAGCCGCCCCAGAUACGUACCCAUUUUGCUGACCAUCAGGUCCUUGUCAAGUACGGGCACAGGCAAUCAGGGGUAAAGAUCUUUUUCCUCAGUCAGUUUACCAAACCUGGUACCUUGCAAUCCGCCACAUACAUCGACCAGACAGACCUUGACUGGUCGAGAUUUAAAACUGUCCUCAAAGCUUCAUUCAGUGGCACUGAACAUAAUGUCAAUGUCUCUGAUGAACCAACUUGGAUCGGGGCUCUAGCGAGCAUGGUGCCCGGUCCCAUGAUAUUCACUAUCCAAGCCAAAGAUGAAGGUGUUUCCACAGCCAACCCUGUAAUGACCCCACGAGUGACAUUACCUCUACCUCCCCAACCGCCAUCUUUCUCAGUCUUUGAUUUAGGACAACCACGCAGCCUAAUUCAAGCGCCCACUAUUGGUGAAUGUGAGCUGGAGAUGCAGAAGCGGCAGCGUGCGAGCAACUCUGAUGGUGAUGGUCGGGUACGGAAACAUGCCAGGACCAAACGUGUCGGGCGCAGAGCAACACCCUUUCCCUCCCCAGGCCUUGACCUUAGGUUUGAUACGGAAGAUGAAGACUUGGAUAUCAUGCAAGAUCCUGUCCAGAUACACCAAGCCACGCGCAAACGUGCGCGGGAGAGGCGGCAGCAGCAAGCUAGCAACUCUGACGGUAACAGUCCGGAACGGAAGCGAGCCAGGAUUAAAUGUGUUGCGCCCAGAAACGUACACAUUGGCACCAACCCAUACCGUAGGAUUAUGCAUGAUACGGAAGACACAGAGGGAGCCGACAAGGAAGUUGAGGAGGAAGUCGAGGAGGAAGUCAGUAGGUUCCUGGACGAGGUCCUCCAGGAGGCCAUAUUCGACAAACCCGAGGAGGAAACCGAGGAGGAACUCAAUGAGUCCCUGGAUGAGGUCCCCACAGAGGCCUUAUUUGACGAAACCGAGGAGGAAACUGAGGAGGUUUUCAGGGAUACAGAGAGACUCCCCAAUGAGACCGUUGCGCAACCAAAACGGGUUGUAAUUGACCUCACCCUUGAUGACGAUGAUGGUAGUCAAGAUAAAGGAACAGACGUCAACGACGGCCGCCUGGACUUCCCGAGUUCGCCUGAAGUCAACCAAGGGGACACAGAGCCUGCUAAUAAUGACAGUGUAGACAACAUGACCAAUUAUGACCUUGCAGGAGUUUCAGCCUCACUACAGGAGGGAGCAACAGAUGAAUUACAAGCUUUCCGGACCUCAUUUACUGUUGACCGGUGUGAUCAAGAGACCUGGAAGGCCUGCCAGAGGUUCUAUAAGAUCACAGGUGACUACGGGGAAAAGGCCACGGAACUCAUUGAGAUACCUGGACUGAGUCGUCCACUAAAACCUCACCAGGCCUUUGCGGUAUACUGGAUGCUGACUACCGAGAGAACCCAGAAUGGAGGAUAUCUCGCAGACGACAUGGGCCUAGGCAAGACCACUACCGCCAUUGCACUUUGUGUCAUUAGCCGCUGGGUGCGCCUAGCCUGGCAGGCUGUGGAGAAGUCAUUGUUAGACAACGACGGCAGACAUCUCUCACCUGAUGAUCAAAAACCUGGUGAUGAGUGCCCAAGCGCUGCAGACUUCCCUAUAUGCUGUCCAUGCGUGCGGGAAGGCCCUACUGCUAAAUACACAGCAGUCCACAAUGGCUUAAACUUGGUUGUUGUCCCUAAGCGCCUCAUUCCUGUGUGGGUGAAGGAAUGGAAUGACACAGUCAAACCACAUGACUUGCUGCGUAUGCACCUGCUACUUGGGCAUGGUACACAGAUCAAGGGCAUAAGGACUGUUACAGAAUUUCAGCACAAAGAUUUACUCAUGAUCCCAGAGGCUAAAGAGUGGCUUCAUGCCCAUGCAUGUCUGGCAAGCCGUGAUAAAACACUGGGUACAGACAAAAUGAAAGCACUUAAACUGGCUUCUGAGGAGGAAUGUGGUACAAUCCCUAAAGAUGCAGACCGGUUUGUCAUCCUGUCAGCUCCCAGAAGUGUUGAAAGGCAUGUGCUGCAACCCUUGACCCUGUCCGGCCGGGCCCCCGCCCCUAAAACAGGCGCGGGCUCACGCAGCCAAGGGGACAAAGUCAGCGUGGUCGGCGCGCGAUUUGGGCGGGCAUUCCGGGAUGAGUGCCAUGAGGAGAAGGGUGAAGGAACCACCUUCAAGCUUUUUAAGGAGUUGCGCUCCCCAGCUUUAUGGAUGUUAAGUGGCACGCCAUUUGAGACAUCACCCAGCGACAUAGCCCCCUACAUCAAAUUACUCGAGAGACCUUCAUGGAAGGAGAAUGUGGCACUGCAAUACUGCACCUCUGAACGGAUCAAGAAUCUUGGGCAGCGAUUCUCCAGGCUGGCAAACAAAGCCGAUGCUCAGCUAGGUCUCCUCACUGAGGAAUUCAAGCUGAUCCUGAUCACACUGGGGUUUAUCCGCCGAACUGUUGAUUCCAGAUGGCAUGAAGACAUGAUUAUUAAACUGCCUCCGGACCAAAGAAUCAAUGUGGAGUGUCCCAUCCCACAGCAAUACCGUGAUGCCAUGAGCCAGAUGGAUUCUGAUGUUUCCAGCGAACUGGAUCGGAUCCAAUUGUCUGAACAGCAGGCUCGGAAGGAGGGCAGUAAGAAAUACUUCAAACUCUCUGCAGCAGGUGCCCGGAAGCUCGGGCAGCUCCGGAUCAUCACCAGCUUCCCAGGACUUCUGGACCUUGCUGACCAGUUAGGUGGUAUUGAGAAGCUAGCCUUCUCUAUGGACGAUCUCGUUAGACUAAAAUGGCCUGAAAACCCAGGGGCGUGCCCAAUCAUGCAGAACCUAGACAUGGUCAUGGAUGGGUCGUCCAAGUUUCAAUAUCUGUGCGGAAUGAUCAAUGAGGGCCUUACUGACAACCUGGGCAGACCAGAGAAGCUCUUGAUUAUGACCAAGCAUCCUGUCACAGUAUUUAUCCUAAGCCUGGCCUUAGCAAAAACAUUUCCUGAGCAACAUGUGAAGGCGUUAUGGGCAACUGAUAAGAAUCGCCAGAGCUAUGUGGAUGCUUUCCAGAAUUAUAACACCGGAGCCGAAGUUGAAGACGAUCGCAGGAAGAUUCGAAGUCCAGGCAUCCUUGUGUCCACCACUGGGGUCAUUGGGACCGGCUAUACCUGUACUCGUGCGUUCCGGGCCGUCCUCUUUGAGCCUGAUUAUCUGGAGGGUGUUGAAGAGCAGGCGUUUGCGCGAAUUCGCCGAAUGGGCCAGAAUAACCCCCGGACAACAUGCAUCCGGUUUGUUGGGAAUCGCCGGCAACUCAAGGCAGCAUCUGAGCGGGAUGGCAACCACAAUGCGCGGAAUCUCACCAUGCAGGAGCUCUUCAUGAAAUUUCAGGCUAAAUGGCCAUGUUGA